GUUUUGUCCCAUUGUAGCUCACUUAGUUGGUUCAUCACACACUGUUGCUCAACAACUUCCUAGCAUUAAAAUUCUCUUGUUACAUUAGAGGUAGGGGUCUCACAGGAGGAACUCAGACAAGGCUGUGGUCUUGCUGUUAACACCUGCCCAACAUAAUCUGGACAAUAAGAGGCCUUGUAGCGGUGAAAUGCAUUUUAAAGACCCUGUGAGACAAGACGUUAUGUAAUUUAUUUAACGGGUUCUUCUGCUGGAUACAGAAAGGGAAUCAAUAAACAGGAAAUCUGAGAAUGUUUUCGGAGGGCAUGGCGAUAAACGGUGUCCCCCUCUGCUGCGUGUAACUCUGAUAGGAUGUAAUUCUGCACCGGGAUGGGGAGGAGAACAAGCUGGGAGGAGGGAAUGAGUGGAGAAACUCACAGAGUGAAUGAAAGAAAAAAAAAAGAAACAGCAAGGGGUAAGACAUACAGAAUAAUGAGGGGAGUGCUUUGGGAAUUAAUUUUCUUCAAACUGACCUAUGGAUCCUACUGCUGUCUGGACUCUGCUACAAUAAAGAAAUGGAUCUACACGUGUCAGACUCUUCUGACAGUACGGCCAACAUGGACCGCAUGAGGAGGAAUAAAGUAGAGCAUGAGCGUCAGACCCAUCAGGUCUUACAGAAUACUCCUUUAGAUUUGAUUGAAACGGGCAAGUCCUUGAAAGUUCAGGCAGAGCGCCCCCAUCUGGUUAGCCUGGGAAGUGGACGCCUGAGCACAGCCAUCACUCUACUGCCACUGCUAGAAGGGAGAACCACGCUGGGCAGCGGUGGGACAGAUAUCCCCCUGCAGGGCCCAGGCAUUGCAGCUCAGCACUGCUACAUUGAAAACCAAGGAGGGAACAUUACCCUGUACCCAUGUGGAAACCAGUGCUCUGUGGAUGGACUUCCCAUCACCAAACCCUAUCGCCUCACACAAGGGUGCAUGCUGUGUUUUGGUCAGUCUGCCUUCUUCCGCUUCAACCAUCCCGAAGAGGCUCAGAGGAUGAAGAGUAUGCUGCCUGCAGGGAGCCUCAGAGUGAACACAGUCAAACCGCUCCCCUCUGACCCCCGCAACAUCUCAAAUGGAAACCACAAGUCUUUUUCAGACAACAAUGACGCUAAACUCAACGGCAUGGCAGAAACUCUUCAGGACUCCCUGAAACUGAAACCAUCCUCAUCCUCUGGGUUUGAUAAACAGCCUUCUCAACAAACUAUUUUGGACAUGCCAAAUGGAAAAGCUGCCAAUCCGCCUGGCAGUUCCAAUCAAGAAAACAGCAGCAGCAUCUCUUUCACUCAAAAUGCCACCAAUAAACCCCUGGUGGUACCGGUUCCUUAUCCACGGACCUCACGUUCGGUGGCUUGGAAUGGUGCUGGUGGGACUCAGAGAACUCAGGAGAGUCCAAAGUCACUUAGAAAUGCUAGCAAAGAGACAAUGUCAAGCCCCAAGCUCCAUGUUAAGGGAUUAGAAAACUCAAGCAUUAGUCAAAAACCCUCCUCUAUAAAAAUUUCCCGCACUGCUCCAUCCAGUCCUCAACUGAGAAGUUCCUCCCUUCAGACGAGAUCCCCCAGCCCAAUGCGAGAGCUGGGUCAGCCUGUCUCUGAUGUUGAUGUCCCUCAUAGGAUGACCAGCUCCUCCAACCUAAGGGAGCUUCCCCGGGUCAGUCCCUUUGUGUCCUACAGGGGGACUGCAGGAUCCCAAGCAGUUCCUCAGAGUCCGCAGAGCCAGCGCAAACUCUUAACAACACCAAAAGCAGAAGCCAUGAGGGCUCCAUAUCCACAGAACCCAUCGUCUCUCUUUGGGAUGGAGAAGCAGUUAGAGGGCAGACCUUCAUGGCCUGGACCAGCAACUGGCAUUACCUCGGGGCUGGGUUCAGUGUUUGGGUUGUCUCCUCUGGCAAGUCCAAGCAACGAGCGAAAGACCCCCUCCAGCAAAGAAGGGAAUCCUACAAAACCAUAUACCAGGGAGCGCAAAAACAGUAUCUCUGAGAUCAGCGAUAAUGAGGACGAGUUGCUGGAGUACCAUCGGUGGCAGAGAAAAGAGAGGCUGAAGGAGCAGGAAAUGGAGAAAAUGGAGCGACAGAGGCUGGAGACCAUUUUGAAUCUCUGUGCGGAGUUUAAUCAGGAAGACGGCGCCGCGGAGCUGGUGAGGAGUGGGCUGCGUGGUUCUGGAGGAGUGGACCCAGACUCUGAAGGGGGGACGUCUCUAAUGGGAGCACACCGAGCCCAGAGAGCGGGGGAGAACGAUGAGGAAAUCCAGAGGGAGGAGUCCAGUAGCACAGAGAGCACACAUCAAGAGUGUGAGGAGCUGUUUGCUGGACAGGAGCAGGUCUACCUGGAGGAGGAGAGGAAAAGGGUCUUGGUUCGGGUUGAUGACUUGAAGUACAGAGUUGGUGAACUGGAACAGCAGCUACAAGAGACCAAACAGGAGGUGGAGAUGGAGCAGGCCCUGCUGCAGGCCGAGCGGCGGGCGGAGCAGGAGCAGGUGGAGGCUGAAAAUGAAAUCAUCGCUCAGCUGCAGCUCAAACUCAGCCAGCUGGACAAGGCCACUCAGAAAGAGAAGGACAAGGGCAGAGCUAAUGUGUCGGCUGAGCGGAAGGCCCUGGAAAAGCAGAGGAAUGAGUACAAUGAGCUGAAGAGGCAGUUUGAUAUGUGCCCCUUGUCUCUAAGGGAACAGUUGCAGGAGCCGCUCAGCAGGAAAGUCGAGGCUCUGGAGUGUGGGACCAAGCAGUUUGAGGAGCUGGAGUUUUGCCAGCUGGAGGAGGAGAGCCGCCUAGAGGAGAGGAAGGAAGCCCGCUGCUCGCAGCUAAUCCAGGAGCGAGCCGAGUAUCACAGCAGUGUCGCCAACAGGAAGGAGAGGAUUGCUGCUCUGGAAGCUCAGGUGAAGCAGCUGGGGAUGCAGGCUACCCAAGACUGCGAGAAAAUCGCAAAAGACCGGACAGCAAUGCUGCAGCUUCUACACAAGGAGCAAGACACACUGUGCAACCUUGAGAGGCAAUACCACACCCUGACAGGAGGAAGAAACUUCCCAAAGUCCUCCAGCAGCAUGAAAGAGGAAUCGCUUCACAUCAGUGAGCCUGACCUUGUUUCUGUGGACGGUCCUCCUCAUAGCCCCUGUCCCUCCUCUUCUCACAACCCCUCCCCUGAGCUCUGUCCUGUCAGGCUGCAAGAGGAGUAUCUCAGGCUGUCUGAUGUCUAUCGGAUGUAUGGAGAUCCUUAUUCCUCCUCCCCUGCUGCUCUCCACUGCCUCUCUCUAACUGUAUCUCCAGCUCUGCCAUGCGAGGACUACAUCACAGUGAGUCAGCUAAGCCAGAUCUUUGGGAUGCAGAGAUCUAGGCCUUCCUCUUCCACCUCUACUCCAUCAUUCCAACUUGCCUCGUCUGAAUCCUCCUUCUCGUGCCACUCAGCUGCAUGUGGUCCUUCCUCCUUUCUUUCUGCACAGAGCCAUGCUGAGCUGAGCAGGAAUGCAAUGACUCCCAUUAAUCUUGAGCGCUGGUACCAGGACAUCAUGGCUGCUGGAGACUGCCAGUCAUGUCCUCCACCGCUGCCUGCAAAGUCUUUUUCCUCACGCAGACAUGGGCAGAUGUUAAAGUCUAAGUCAGAUGGUGAGGUUGGACAGGGACCAUCGCCUGCUCAAAUCUGCAGCACUGCACUCCUCUCUCUCUCCAGCGGCGUCAUGCAUGACAGACAUGCCGCCACGACGUUGAUGCUGAGAGAGAAAAACCUGUUAGACAUGGACUCCAGGAAGCAAACAGCUCUGCAGUGCAAAGAUCCAUCUCUGACGGUCCAUCACUCAAUCCUGCACCACCAGCCGCCACCGAGCGGCACCCAGGCGUACGACACCCUGAGCCUGGAGAGCUCCGACAGCUUGGAGACCAGCGUCUCCACUGGCAACUCCGCCUGUACUCCGGAAAGCGCCUGUGGGUUGGAGGCCCAGAGGAUAGAGGAGAUGGAGAAGAUGUUGAAGGAGGCGCAGCAGGAGAAAGCCAGGCUGAUUGAGAACAGAGAGAGGGAGGUGCAGGCUCGGCGGCAGAUGUUGGAGGAGGAGCGGAGGAGGCGAGAGGAGGCCGAGAGGAGGCUUCAGGACGAGUCGGCCCACAGGCGGAGGCUGGUGGAGGAGGAGGUGAAGAUGAGAGAGAAGCACUUCUCCCAGGCCCGUCCAAUGACUCGCUACCUGCCAAACCGUAAGGAGGAGUUUGACCUGCGCGCCCAUGUAGAGUCGUGUGGCCACUGCAUAGACACCUGCCCCUUCGUCAUCCUCACUGAGAAAAUGUGCAAAGGCCACCUGGUGAAGAUGGGAGGCAAGAUCAAAUCAUGGAAGAAACGCUGGUUCGUUUUUGACCGACUGAAGAGGAACUUCUGCUAUUACAUCGACAAGCAUGAGACCAAGCUGAAAGGGCUCAUUUACUUCCAGGCGAUUGAAGAGGUUUACUACGAUCACCUGCGCAGCGCCGCCAAGAGUCCCAAUCCAGCUCUGACCUUCUGUGUGAAAACUCAUGACCGGCUUUACUACAUGGUGGCCCCGUCUGCGGAGGCCAUGAGGAUCUGGAUGGACGUCAUAGUUACGGGCGCGGAGGGCUACACACAGUUUAUGAGCUGAGAGACGGACGCUAGGAGGAGGAGGAGGAGGAGGAUGAUCAUGAGAGGAGAAAAGGAGGCAAGUGGACAUCGGCGCGCUGACCUGCUUCCUGCUGGAGCUGACAUGAAUGGAGUGAAUGUUUGAAGCGCAGGAACGUCUGAGGAGAGGAAAUGACUUCACGACACCGUAAACUGAACGAGGGCUCAGUCCUGACAGAGGCACGUUUUAAAGAAACGAAGCCGAGUCAUUUCUGAAUGUGCUUUAAACAAUUUCAGGCAAAAAAUGUUCAAGAUUUCUUAAUUUUUUUUUGUUAACAUCAAAUUGUUUACACCUCUAAAGAUAAUAUAAGCAUGCAGUGUUAUCCCUGUAACCUUUUUAUAUAUUUUAACAUUUUAUCCAGAUGCAGAAAAUAUUUAAUAUUCGCAGCACUAAACUCACUAGAAACAUUUCAGCAGAACAAUGGAUGUUACAAAGUAAAAUGUAACUUUGCUUGGUGCCAAAUACAAAUAUACAGUGAAUGACUUUUGCAUGAUUUUUUGUUAAUAUCUGUAUUUAUAUAUUGUCCCAAAAGCUAUUCAUCCAGGUACAUAACAGAGCGAUACAUUUGUACUUUAUAUGAAAAUCUCAAAUACUUCUCGUAAAAUUUCUAUAAAAAGCAAUAUUUACAGUGCUAUUAAGAUAUUCUAAAAUACACAUUAAAUAUAAAUAAAAAUGUAUAAAGCAGA
Messenger RNA from Xiphophorus couchianus (Monterrey platyfish), 5311 nucleotides. RefSeq names its product pleckstrin homology-like domain, family B, member 1a (gene phldb1a). The transcript has 25 exons. The record is from RefSeq and is a predicted model, not a curated record. Lineage: Eukaryota; Metazoa; Chordata; Actinopteri; Cyprinodontiformes; Poeciliidae. Gene Ontology annotation, cellular component: basal cortex. Gene Ontology annotation, molecular function: protein binding. The coding region runs from base 552 to 4607 and encodes 1351 amino acids. Gene Ontology annotation, biological process: regulation of microtubule cytoskeleton organization.